Molecule: messenger RNA, 1140 nt
Organism: Penicillium macrosclerotiorum
Lineage: Eukaryota; Fungi; Ascomycota; Eurotiomycetes; Eurotiales; Aspergillaceae
Exons: 1
Coding region: 1-1140 (379 amino acids)
Source: RefSeq, a predicted model, not a curated record
AUGUCAGACUCUCGCAGUAUCCACCCGGAGCUUGUGAAAGACCAACGGUGGGACACUUGUUCAACUUCUUCGCAGCUUCCAGAAGGCUAUACACCAUCACUCGCAGAUCAGAAUGCUUCCCUGGUCGGACAAUCCCCCAUAAGCGUACGGGCUCCCGAACCCGAAUGCUUGACCUGGAAUCAUACGUCACCGGUCCAGAAAGAUCAGUUUGCAGAAAAGAUGACUGCAGGGUUUGAGACGUUGAGUAGUGGUCCGGUAUCGCCGGUAUCUCCUUUGAACCCCUCAGAUGCUUUGCGAACGCCCAAUGCUUCCGAACGACGCCAACAGCAGCCCUCCUCACCCGGGACCAUGUCACAACUACCCCCUCGAGUUCACUCUCCAGCGUCUCAGAUCUUUGAACGAAGUGUUCAAGAGGAUAUAUUGCCUCAACAAGCAUCCCCGUCGAUCGCGGCGCACAUUCGCACAGAAAACUAUAUUCCUCCGGUCCUCGAGGCAUCGUCGGCUGCAAUAACUGACGAGCAACUGGAUCCAGAUUCGGUUGAAAUUGUAACGCACAGCCUCCACCAACCUGCGGCCUUGGGUGUGACUGCCAUAUCAACUGCUGAGCAGUCAUUAGCCUCCUCUGGCAUUGUUGACCAUACUGCAAUGCAUUCUAGUGAUGGGGAUGAGAUGUCCUCAUCACAUGGUGCAUUGGAACAAGCAGACGUGAGACGACUGAGUUUCAUCUCUUUUGCUGAUGUUGUCAACGCCGAACAUGCGGAGACAGGCGAAUCCGUAUUUAAUCGAGAUCUUUCUCAGAGUGGGAUGGCUCCAGGGAAUCCCAUUUUUGCAGGAUCUCAUAAUCGGUCGCCGUCACCGCUCCAAACCCCUGGUUCAUCACAUGGACUUGGGACAUCCCCUCCUAGCAGCAUUGCGACCUCCUUUAAAGGCUUGGAAAUGUCUCCCAACCACGGUGGUCGAAGGGCAGGCAGUCCAUUACCUAUGGCACAAAGUCCUGUGUCUUCUAGCUUCGGUGGUGAAUUCAAUGUUGAAACAAUGCGGCAGGCCCUCCGAAGAACGGGCAGUGGAGAUUUGAGUGGUAUUACAAGCCAGACUGCAAGCGCUGUUGGGCAUGAGGAGACGUUUGACCGUUUGUUUUAG